This is a messenger RNA of Pristis pectinata (smalltooth sawfish), 18450 nucleotides long. It is a transcript of the gene ahnak, whose product is annotated as AHNAK nucleoprotein. The transcript is spliced from 8 exons. The record is from RefSeq and is a predicted model, not a curated record. Gene Ontology annotation, cellular component: cytoplasm; nucleus; costamere. Gene Ontology annotation, biological process: regulation of RNA splicing. Gene Ontology annotation, molecular function: protein binding. Lineage: Eukaryota; Metazoa; Chordata; Chondrichthyes; Rhinopristiformes; Pristidae. Bases 256 to 15417 code for a protein of 5053 amino acids.
CAGCCCUGUAACAGACCAGCUUUAUUAUCGAGAUCUGGAGGCUGGAGCUACACUUGAGUGCUGCAUUCAGUAACGGGCUAUUUCGCAUUGGGGUGCCCCUGUACAAUGCGACGACGGGGGCUUUAGCCUACAAAUCGCUGCCCACCAGUGCCGUGAGCCUGAAGCAAGCACAAGUGAAGUAAAAGACCUAUUACCAGCCAAAUAAGUGGCAGCGAUUUUGUUUCCUACUUUAAGAGACAAAGAAAUUACACAAAGAUGGCUAAAAAAGAGGAUGACCUAGACGUGUUGCUCCCAAACUGGUCGGGAGCUGCUGCACAUGGGUUCACUAUAAGUGGUAGUGAUGAUGGGAUCUUCAUCAAGGACGUGGUGGAGAAUUCCCCAGUAGGAAAGAGUGGAGUGAUGAAGGAAGGUGACCAAAUUGUAAGUGCAACUAUUUACUUUGAUGAUAUGGGAUAUGAAGAAGCACAGAAAAUACUACAAACAGUGGAUCGACACACAGUGGGACUGAAGUUACAUCGGAAAGGAGAAAAGCUUUCUCCCGGGGGAAGUUACUCCUGGGAACCAGAACGAUUCGGGGCCACAAGUCCAGAUGCUGUAUUGAGUGGAGAUGAUGAAGAUUAUCAGAGAAUUUUUAAAAAGAAAAUCAAGCCUCGCCUAAAAUCAGAAGAUGGCACAGAGGCAUCAGAUCAAGGUGACAAAUCUUCCAGUGUACAUAUCACCAGAAAGGUCAUUACACGCACAGUUCAUGUGACAAGUCCCACAGUUAUGACAGAUGUAGACAUCCACAGUCCAGAAUUUAAAAUUAAAGUUCCACGGCAUGAGCAAGUCACCACUGAGGGAUCAGAAUCAAAACUGGAAUCAUCAGAGAUGGAUGUAGAUGUUAAUCUCGUGGGUACUGAAGGUUUAAAAUUUCAAAUGGGAGAUAGUCAACGGACAACACAUACUAUGCACAUUGUGAAAACAAAAGUUGUAGAGGUAACUGGACCAGAUACAGAACAUAACCAGACUACUAUCCACAUGCCACAGAUCAACUUAGCAGGUGGAACAAUGCAAACAUCCAACCUUGAUGUCAAAAUUGCAAAGACAGAUAUGGAUAUAUCUGCGCCAAAUGUUGAUGGCAAUCGUAUGGCACCUACAAUCAGUCUCCCAAAGUCAAGUAUUGACGUCUCUGCCCCAAACGUUACAACAGAUACGCAAGUGCCUGCCAUCGAUACAACGAUGGCAAAACAAAAUGUUCAUAUUGGAGAUUCAGAUGGAAAAAUCAGCAUGCAUUCAGUCAAGAUGCCAGAAUGCACUAUUUCUGGGUCAUAUGUGAGAAGUCCAAAUGUUGAUAUUAACACAAGUGCAGUCAACUCAGACAUUGCUGUUCCAAAGGUUGAUUUCAAUCUUAACCGAUCCGGAAAUCAGGAUCAUUUAACAGAUCCAAAGGUUGAUGUUCAGACACGAAAGAUACAUGUUGAAAAUUCAGGUCUUAAAUUGCAAGAUGGGAAACAGAAUGUCAAAAUGAAGGAACCAAAAUUUAAUAUAUCAGCAUCCAAUGGUAAAGAGGUUGCAACUGAUGGGGGAAAUGUAAGGUGGACAACACCAAAAGAACCUGAAAUGGACAUCCAAACCAAAUUCCCAGAAUGCGAUAUUAAACCAACUGGACCCAAGAUCAAAAGCGACAUUAAAAUGCCUGAUAUAGAUCUAGCUUCCAGUAAAAUCAAAGAACCAACUUUUAAAAUUUCAGGGGUCAGUAUUUCAAGAUCCAAACACUCUGAUGCUGAACUAAAAAUCAAAAAUACGAAGGUGACAGAAGAUUUUGACACCCCAAAAAUCAGUUUUGAGAGUGACAUUAAAGUUCCAAAUGUGAAUAUUAAAGGCCCAAAAGUUGAUAUUGAGGCAACUGAAGGAAAAGAAAGUGGGCCAAAGUUUGCUGUGCCACCCAUAGAUUUGCCCAAGCUAAAGACUCCAGACAUUGACUUGGGUCUCAAGGGCCCAAAAGUGAAAGAAGACCAUGAUAUUGAUGUGCCUUCUAUAAGUGUAGAGGGAAAGAUCAAAAGUCCUCAGCUGGAUGUUGCAGUGGAUAUGCCAGAGGCUGAAAUUGAAGGGGGCAGUGCAAAGUUAAACUUGCCAAAAUUCAGAAUACCCAAAUUCAAAACGAGCGGCCCAAAAGUGGAAGGCCCGGACAUGGACAUUCAUGCCAAUCUUCCUGAGGGAGAUGUUAAACUAACUGAGCCUAAAAUAGAUGUUGAAAUGCCAAAAAUAGAUGUAGAUGUUGAAGGAGCCAGUAAAAUCAAGGGCCCAAAAUUUAGUAUGCCAACAUGCAAUGUCUCAGCACCCAAGGGAAUGUCUGAUUUUAAUCUGGAACUCAAAGAUCCAGAAGUGGGAGGAGCUGUUGGUGUACCUGAUGUGAAACUGGAAGGUGACAUUAAGGGCCCAAAUCUUGACAUCAGAGGCCCAAAAGUUAAUAUUAAGGCACCAGAUGUAAAAGGAAGUAGGCCCACAUUUCCAAAGCCGUCCAUACAUUUCCCUAAGAUGGAGGUACCAGACAUUGAUUUGGGUCUCAAAGGCUCAACACUGAAAGGGGACCAUGCUAUUGAUGUGACUACGACAAAGGUGGAGGGAGAGAUCAAAGCUCCUCAGGUGGAUGUAGAUGUGGAGAUGCCAGAUACAGACAUUGAAGUAGGCACUGGAACAUUCAAUUUGCCUAAAUUCAGAUUACCCAAAUUCCACAGGGGUGGGGCUCAAGUGGAAGGUCCAGAUGUGGACAUUGACACCAGUCUUCCUGAGGCAGAUAUUAAACUGUCGGGACCUAAGAUCAAAGGUGGUGUUGAAAUGCCUGAUGUUGAUGUUGCAGGAGCUGGUAAAAUCAAGGGCCCAAAAGCCAAAAUGCCAGAAUUCAAUAUCUCUACUCCCAAGAAAGGAAUGCCUGAUGUUAAUAUGGACCUCAAAGGUUCAAGAAUGGGAGGAAAUAUUGAUGCCACUGAUGUUAAUCUGAAAGGUGACAUUAAAGGCCCAAAACUUGAUGUAGAGGCACCUGGUGUAAAAGUAAGUGAACCCAAGAUUUCAAUGCCUUCAAUUCAUCUGCCUAAGAUUCAGGCACCAGACCUUGAUGUCAAAUUGAGGGGUCCAAAACUGAAAGGAGAUUAUGAUAUUGAUGUGACUUCUGGAAAGGUGGAGGGAGAAAUCAAAGGACCUCAAGUUGAUGUUGAUGUGCCAGGCAUUGACAUUGAAGGAAGCAGUGGAAAGUUCAGCAUGCCAAAAUUUAAAUUGCCCAAAUUCAACAUGGGUGGGUCUAAGGUGGAAGGGCCAGAUGUGGACAUUGAUGCCAGUCUUCCUGGGGCUGACAUUAAACUAUCUGGACCGAAGGUAGAAGGAGAUGUUGAAAUGCCUGAUGUAGAUGUUGAAGGCGGUGGUAAAAUUAAAGGCCCAAGGUUCAAAAUGCCAGGAUUUAAUAUCUCAGCACCCAAGAUAGGAAUGCCCGAUUUUAAUCUGGACCUCAAAGGUUCUAGAGUAGGAGGAGAUGUUGAUGUCCCGGAUGUCAAUCUGAAAGGUGACAUUAAGGGGCCAAGUGUUGAUAUUAAAGGGCCCAAAGUUGACAUUGAGGGUGCUGAUAUAAAGGGAAGCAAGCCCAAGUUUACAAUGCCUUCUAUUCACUUGCCUAAGAUACAGGCUCCCGACAUUGAUUUGAAUUUCAGUGGCCCAAAAGGGAAAGGAGGCUAUGAUAUUGACGUGCCUUCUGGAAAGUUGGAGGGAGAAAUCACUGCACCUAAAGUAGAUGUUGAUGUGGAUGUGCCAGGGGUUGAUGUUGAAGGAGGCAGUGGAAAGUUCAGCAUGCCGAAAUUUAAAUUGCCCAAAUUCAAUAUGGGUGGGUCGAAGGUGGAAGGGCCAGAUGUGGACAUUGAUGCCAAUCUUCCUGGGGCUGACAUUAAACUAUCUGGACCGAAAAUAGAAGGAGAUGUGGAAAUGCCUGAUGUAGAUGUUGAUGUCGAAGGAGGUGGUAAAAUUGAAGGCCCAAGAUUCAAAAUGCCAGGUUUUAAUAUCUCAGCACCCAAGAUAGGAAUGCCAGAUUUUAAUCUGGACCUCAAAGGUUCCAGACUAGGAGGAGAUGUUGACGUCCCUGAUGUCAAUCUGAAAGGUGACAUUAAGGGGCCAAGUGUCGAUAUUAAAGGCCCCAAAGUUGACAUUGAGGGUCCUGAUAUAAAGGGAAGCAAGUCCAAGUUUUCGAUGCCUUCUAUUCACUUGCCCAAGAUUCAGGCUCCCGACAUUGAUUUGAGUUUCAGUGGCCCAAAAGGGAAAGGAGGCUAUGAUAUUGAUGUGCCUUCUGGAAAGGUGGAGGGAGAAAUCACUGCACCUAAAGUAGAUGUUGAUGUGGAUGUGCCAGGGGUUGACGUUGAAGGAGGCAGUGGAAAGUUCAGCAUGCCGAAAUUUAAAUUGCCCAAAUUCAACAUGGGUGGGUCGAAGGUAGAAGGGCCAGAUGUGGACAUUGAUGCCAGUCUUCCUGGGGCUGACAUUAAACUAUCUGGACCGAAAAUAGAAGGAGAUGUUGAAAUGUCUGAUGUAGAUGUGGAUGUUGAAGGAGGUGGUAAAAUUAAAGGCCCAAGAUUCAAAAUGCCAGGUUUUAAUAUCUCAGCACCCAAGAUAGGAAUGCCCGAUUUUAAUCUUGACCUCAAAGGCCCAGAAGUGGGAGGAGAUGUUGAUGUCCCUGAUGUCAAUCUCAAGGGUGACUUUAAGGGCCCCAAAGUUGACAUUGAGGGUCCUGAUAUAAAAGGAAGCAAGCCCAAGUUUUCGAUGCCUUCUAUUCACUUGCCCAAGAUACAGGCUCCCGACAUUGAUUUGAAUUUCAGAGGCCCAAAAGGAAAAGGAGGCUAUGAUAUUGACAUGCCUUCUGGAAAGGUGGAGGGAGAAAUCACUGCACCUAAAGUAGAUGUUGAUGUGGAUGUGCCAGGGGUUGACGUUGAAGGAGGCAGUGGAAAGUUCAGCAUGCCGAAAUUUAAAUUGCCCAAAUUCAACAUGGGUGGGUCGAAGGUGGAAGGGCCAGAUGUGGACAUUGAUGCCAAUCUUCCUGGGGCUGACAUUAAACUAUCUGGACCAAACGUAGAAGGAGAUGUUGAAAUGCCUGAUCUAGAUGUUGAUGUUGAAGGGGGUGGUAAAAUUAAAGGCCCAAGAUUCAAAAUGCCAGGUUUUAAUAUCUCAGCACCCAAGAUAGGAAUGCCCGAUUUUAAUCUGGACCUCAAAGGUUCUAGAGUAGGAGGAGAUGUUGAUGUCCCUGAUGUCAAUCUGGAAGGUGACAUUAAGGGCCCAGGUGUCGAUAUUAAAGGCCCCAAAGUUGACAUUGAGGGUCCUGAUAUAAGAGGAAGCAAGUCCAAGUUUUCGAUGCCUUCUAUUCACUUGCCCAAGAUACAGGCUCCCGACAUUGAUUUGAAUUUCAGUGGCCCAAAAGGGAAAGGAGGCUAUGACAUUGACAUGCCUUCUGGAAAGGUGGAGGGAGAAAUCACUGCACCUAAAGUAGAUGUUGAUGUGGAUGUGCCAGGGGUUGACGUUGAAGGAGGCAGUGGAAAGUUCAGCAUGCCGAAAUUUAAAUUGCCCAAAUUCAAAAUGGGUGGGUCGAAGAUGGAAGGGCCAGAUGUGGACAUUGAUGCCAAUCUUCCUGGGGCUGACAUUAAACUAUCUGGACCGAAAGUAGAAGGAGAUGUUGAAAUGCCUGAUGUAGAUGUUGAUGUUGAAGGAGGUGGUAAAAUUAAAGGCCCAAGAUUCAAAAUGCCAGGUUUUAAUAUCUCAGCACCCAAGAUAGGAAUGCCCGAUUUUAAUCUGGACCUGAAAGGUUCCAGAGUAGGAGGAGAUGUUGAUGUCCCUGAUGUCAAUCUGGAAGGUGACAUUAAGGGCCCAAGUGUCGAUAUUAAAGGCCCCAAAGUUGACAUUGAGGGUCCUGAUAUAAAAGGAAGCAAGUCCAAGUUUUCGAUGCCUUCUAUUCACUUGCCCAAGAUACAGGCUCCCGACAUUGAUUUGAAUUUCAGUGGCCCAAAAGGGAAAGGAGGCUAUGACAUUGACAUGCCUUCUGGAAAGGUGGAGGGAGAAAUCACUGCACCUAAAGUAGAUGUUGAUGUGGAUGUGCCAGGGGUUGACGUUGAAGGAGGCAGUGGAAAGUUCAGCAUGCCGAAAUUUAAAUUGCCCAAAUUCAAAAUGGGUGGGUCGAAGAUGGAAGGGCCAGAUGUGGACAUUGAUGCCAAUCUUCCUGGGGCUGACAUUAAACUAUCUGGACCGAAAGUAGAAGGAGAUGUUGAAAUGCCUGAUCUAGAUGUUGAUGUUGAAGGAGGGGGUAAAAUUAAAGGCCCAAGAUUCAAAAUGCCAGGUUUUAAUAUCUCAGCACCCAAGAUAGGAAUGCCCGAUUUUAAUCUGGACCUGAAAGGUUCUAGAGUAGGAGGAGAUGUUGAUGUCCCUGAUGUCAAUCUGGAAGGUGACAUUAAGGGCCCAAGUGUCGAUAUUAAAGGCCCCAAAGUUGACAUUGAGGGUCCUGAUAUAAAAGGAAGCAAGUCCAAGUUUUCGAUGCCUUCUAUUCACUUGCCCAAGAUACAGGCUCCCGACAUUGACUUGAAUUUCAGUGGCCCAAAAGGGAAAGGAGGCUUUGACAUUGACGUGCCUUCUGGAAAGGUGGAGGGAGAAAUUACUGCACCUAAAGUAGAUGUUGAUGUGGAUGUGCCAGGGGUUGACGUUGAAGGAGGCAGUGGAAAGUUCAGCAUGCCGAAAUUUAAAUUGCCCAAAUUCAAAAUGGGUGGGUCGAAGAUGGAAGGGCCAGAUGUGGACAUUGAUGCCAAUCUUCCUGGGGCUGACAUUAAACUAUCUGGACCGAAAGUAGAAGGAGAUGUUGAAAUGCCUGAUGUAGAUGUUGAUGUUGAAGGAGGGGGUAAAAUUAAAGGCCCAAGGUUCAAAAUGCCAGGUUUUAAUAUCUCAGCACCCAAGAUAGGAAUGCCCGAUUUUAAUUUGGACCUCAAAGGUUCUAGAGUAGGAGGAGAUGUUGAUGUUCCUGAUGUCAAUCUGGAAGGUGACAUUAAGGGGCCAAGUGUCGAUAUUAAAGGCCCCAAAGUUGACAUUGAGGGUCCUGAUAUAAAAGGAAGCAAGUCCAAGUUUUCGAUGCCUUCUAUUCACUUGCCCAAGAUACAGGCUCCCGACAUUGACUUGAAUUUCAGUGGCCCAAAAGGGAAAGGAGGCUUUGACAUUGACGUGCCUUCUGGAAAGGUGGAGGGAGAAAUUACUGCACCUAAAGUAGAUGUUGAUGUGGAUGUGCCAGGGGUUGACGUUGAAGGAGGCAGUGGAAAGUUCAGCAUGCCGAAAUUUAAAUUGCCCAAAUUCAAAAUGGGUGGGUCGAAGAUGGAAGGGCCAGAUGUGGACAUUGAUGCCAAUCUUCCUGGGGCUGACAUUAAACUAUCUGGACCGAAAGUAGAAGGAGAUGUUGAAAUGCCUGAUGUAGAUGUUGAUGUUGAAGGAGGGGGUAAAAUUAAAGGCCCAAGGUUCAAAAUGCCAGGUUUUAAUAUCUCAGCACCCAAGAUAGGAAUGCCCGAUUUUAAUUUGGACCUCAAAGGUUCUAGAGUAGGAGGAGAUGUUGAUGUUCCUGAUGUCAAUCUGGAAGGUGACAUUAAGGGGCCAAGUGUCGAUAUUAAAGGCCCCAAAGUUGACAUUGAGGGUCCUGAUAUAAAAGGAAGCAAGUCCAAGUUUUCGAUGCCUUCUAUUCACUUGCCCAAGAUACAGGCUCCUGACAUUGAUUUGAAUUUCAGAGGCCCAAAGGGUAAAGGCGACUAUGACAUUGACGUGCCUUCUGGAAAGGUGGAGGGAGAAAUCAAAGGACCGAAAGUAGAUGUUGAUGUGGAUGUGCCAGGUGCUGAUGUUGAAGGGGGCAGUGGAAAGUUCAGCUUCCCAAAAUUUAAAAUGCCCAAAUUCCGAAUUGGUCGAUCAAAAGUGGAAGGUCCAGAUGCUGACAUUCAGGCUAAUCUUCCGGAGGCAGACAUUUCACUCUCUGGUCCACAGAUAGAAGGAGAUGUCCAAAUGCCAGAUAUUGAUGUUGAAGCAGGUGGUAAAAUUAAAGGCCCAAGGUUCAACAUGCCAGGAUUGAAUAUCUCAGCACCCAAGAUAGGAAUGCCCGAUUUUAAUCUGGACCUCAAAGGCCCAGAAGUGGGAGGAGAUGUUGAUGUCCCUGAUGUCAAUCUCAAAGGUGACAUUAAGGGCCCCAAAAUUGACAUUGAGGGUCCUGAUAUAAAAGGAAGCAAGCCCAAGUUUUCGAUGCCUUCCAUUCACUUGCCCAAGAUACAGGCUCCCGACAUUGAUUUGAAUUUUAGAGGCCCAAAGGGUAAAGGCGACUAUGACAUUGACGUGCCUUCUGGAAAGGUGGAGGGAGAAAUCACUACACCUAAAGUAGAUGUUGAUGUGGAUGUGCCAGGGGUUGACGUUGAAGGAGGCAGUGGAAAGUUCAGCAUGCCGAAAUUUAAACUGCCCAGAUUCAACAUGGGUGGCUCUAAGGUGGAAGGGCCAGAUGUGGACAUGGAUGCCAAUCUUCCUGGGGCUGACAUUAAACUAUCUGGACCGAAGGUAGAAGGAGAUGUUGAAAUGCCUGAUGUAGAUGUUGAAGGAGGUGGUAAAAUUAAAGGCCCAAGAUUCAAAAUGCCAGGAUUUAAUAUCUCAGCACCCAAGAUAGGAAUGCCCGAUUUGAAUCUCAAUCUCAAAGGUCCAAAAGUGGGAGGAGAUGUUGAUGUCCCUGAUGUCAAUCUGGAAGGUGACAUUAAGGGCCCAAGUGUCGAUAUUAAAGGCCCCAAAGUUGACAUUGAGGGUCCUGAUAUAAAAGGGAGCCAGUCCAAGUUUUCGAUGCCUUCUAUUCACUUGCCCAAUAUACAGGCUCCUGACAUUGAUUUGAGUUUCAGUGGCCCAAAAGGGAAAGGAGGCUAUGAUAUUGACAUGCCUUCUGGAAAGGUGGAGGGAGAAAUCACUGCACCUAAAGUAGAUGUUGAUGUGGAUGUGCCAGGGGUUGACGUUGAAGGAGGCAGUGGAAAGUUCAGCAUGCCGAAAUUUAAAUUGCCCAAAUUCAACAUGGGUGGGUCUAAGGUGGAAGGGCCAGAUGUGGACAUUGAUGCCAAUCUUCCUGGGGCUGGCAUUAAACUAUCUGGACCGAAGAUAGAAGGAGAUGUUGAAAUGCCUGACGUGGAUGUUGAUGUUGAAGGAGGUGGUAAAAUUAAAGGCCCAAGGUUCAAAAUGCCAGGUUUUAAUAUCUCAGCACCCAAGAUAGGAAUGCCCGAUUUUAAUCUCAAUCUCAAAGGUCCAAAAGUGGGAGGAGAUGUUGAUAUCCCUGAUGUCAAUCUGGAAGGUGACAUUAAGGGCCCAAGUGUCGAUAUUAAAGGCCCCAAAGUUGACAUUGAGGGUCCUGAUAUAAAAGGAAGCAAGUCCAAGUUUUCGAUGCCUUCUAUUCACUUGCCCAAUAUACAGGCUCCUGACAUUGAUUUGAGUUUCAGUGGCCCAAAAGGGAAAGGAGGCUAUGAUAUUGACAUGCCUUCUGGAAAGGUGGAGGGAGAAAUCACUGCACCUAAAGUAGAUGUUGAUGUGGAUGUGCCAGGGGUUGAUGUUGAAGGAGGCAGUGGAAAGUUCAGCAUGCCGAAAUUUAAAUUGCCCAAAUUCAACAUGAGUGGGUCAAAGGUGGAAGGGCCAGAUGUGGACAUUGAUGCCAAUCUUCCUGGGGCUGACAUUAAACUAUCUGGACCGAAGAUAGAAGGAGAUGUUGAAAUGCCUGAUGUAGAUGUAGAUGUUGAAGGAGGGGGUAAAAUUAAAGGCCCAAGAUUCAAAAUGCCAGGUUUUAAUAUCUCAGCGCCCAAGAUAGGAAUGCCCGAUUUUAACCUGGACCUCAAAGGCCCAGAAGUGGGAGGAGAUGUUAAUGUCCCUGAUGUCAAUCUGAAAGGUGACAUUAAGGGCCCCAAAGUUGACAUUGAGGGUCCUGAUAUAAAAGGAAGCAAGCCCAAGUUUUCGAUGCCUUCUAUUCACUUGCCCAAGAUACAGGCUCCCGACAUUGAUUUGAAUUUCAGAGGCCCAAAAGGGAAAGGUGACUAUGAUAUUGAUGUGCCUUCUGGAAUGCCCGAUUGUAAUCUGGAGCUCAAAGGUCCAAGUGUGGGUGGAGAUGUUGAUGUGCCUGAUGUCAAUGUGAAAGGUGACCUUAAGGCCCCGAGUGUCGAUAUUAAAGGCCCGAAAGUUGACAUUGAGGGACCUGAAGUAAAAGGAAGUGGGCACAAGUUUUCAAUGCCUUCCAUACAUUUGCCAAAAAUUCAGACACCAGACGUUGAUUUGAGUUUCAAAAGCCCAAAACUGAAAGGAGACUCUGAUAUUAAUGACCCUUCUGCACAUAUAGAGGGAGGAAUCAAAGGACCUAAGGUUAGUGGGGAUGUACCAGGAGCAGACAUAGAUGGAGGUAGUGGAAAGUUCAGCUUCCCAAAAUUUAAAAUGCCUAAAUUCCUAAUGGGUGGUUCUAAAGUCGGAGGUCCAGAUUUAGACAUAGAUGCUAAUCUUCCUGGGGCUGACGUUAAACUAUCUGGACCCAAGAUAGAAGGAGAUGUUGGAAUACCUGACGUAGAUGUCGAUGUUGAGGGAGCUGGUACAAUGAGGAGCCCAAAGUUUAAAAUACCGGGAUUCAGUAUGUCAGCACCUAAGAUGGGAAAGCCUGAUUUUAAUCUGGAACUCAAAGUUCCAAAAGUGGGAGGAGAUGUUGAUGUCCCUGAUGUCAAUCUGGAAGGUGACAUUAAGGGCCCAAGUGUUGAUAUUAAAGGACCCAAAGUUGACAUUGAGGCUCCUGAUAUAAAAGGAAGUAGGCCCAAGAUUUCAGUGCCUUCCAUACACUUGCCCAAGAUUCAGGGGCCAGACAUUGAUUUCAAUUUGAGGGGUCCAAAACUGAAAGGAGAUUGUGAUAUCGACGUGCCUUCUGGAAAGGUGGAGGGAGAAAUCAAAGGACGUAAAGUAGAUGUUGAAGUGGAUGUGCCAGGGACUGACGUUGAAGGAGGCAGUGGAAAGUUCAGCUUCCCAAAAUUUAAAAUGCCCAAAUUCCGAAUUGGCCGGCCCAAAGUGCAUGGCCCAGAUGUAGACAUUGAUGCCAAUCUUCCUGAGACAGAUGUUAAGUUAUCUGGACCCAAAAUAGAAGGAGAUGUUAAAAUGCCAGAUGUAGAUGUAGAUGUUGGGGGAGCUGGUAAAAUCAAAGGCUCGAAAUUCAAAAUUCCAGGAUUCAGUAUCUCAGCACCCAAGAUAGGAAAGCCUGAUUUUAAUCUAGACCUCCAAGGUCCAAAAGUCGGAGGAGAUCUUGAUGUCCCUGAUGUCAAUCUGGAAGGUGACAUUAAGGGCCCAAAUGUCAAAAUUAAAGGACCCAAAGUUGAUGUUGAGGGACCGGAUGUAAAAGGAAGUGGGGUCAAAAUUUCAAUGCCUUCCUUCCACUUGCCCAAGGUACAGGCGCCCGAGGUUGAUUUGAGUCUGAAGAGCCCCAAACUGAAAGGGGACUAUGAUAUUAAUAUCCCUUCAGGAAAAAUAGAGGGAGAGAUCGAAGCGCCUAAGGUAGAUGUUGAUGUGGAUGUCGCAGGUGCUGACAUUGAAAGAGGCAGUGGAAAGUUCAGCAUGCCGAAAUUUAAAAUGCCCAAAUUCAACAUGGGUGGGUCUAAUGUGGAAGGCCCAGAUCUGGAAAUUGGUGCUAAACUUCCCGAAGGAGAUGUUAAAUUAUCUGGACCUAAGAUAGAAGGAGAUGUUGAAAUGCCAGAUGUAGACAUUGAAGGAAGCGGUAAAAUCAAGGGCCCAAAAUUAAAAAUGCCGGGAUUGAAUAUCUCAGCACCCAAGAUAGGAAUGCCUGAUUUUAAUCUGGACCUCAAAGGACCACAAGUGGGAGGAGAUGUUACUGUCCCCGAUGUCAAUCUGGGAGGUGACAUUAAGGGCCCAAAUAUUGAAAUUGAAGGCCCCAAAGUUGAUGUAAAGGCACCUGAUAUAAAAGCAAGUGGACCCAAGAUUUCAAUGCCUUCAAUCCAUUUGCCAAAGUUUCAGGCACCAGACAUUGAUUUCCAUUUGAAGGGUCCAAAGCUAAAAGGAGACCAUGAUAUCGAUGUGCCUUCUGGAAAGGUGGAGGGAGAAAUCACAGCACCUAAAGUAGAUGUUGAUGUGCCAGGGGUUGACGUUGAAGGAGGCAGUGGAAAGUUCAGCAUGCCGAAAUUUAAAUUGCCCAAAUUCAAAAUGGGUGGGUCAAAGAUGGAAGGGCCAGAUGUGGAUAUUGAUGCCAAUCUUCCUGGGGCUGACAUUAAACUAUCUGGACCGAAAGUAGAAGGAGAUGUUGAAAUGCCUGAUGUAGAUGUUGAUGUUGAAGGAGGUGGUAAAAUUAAAGGCCCAAGAUUCAAAAUGCCAGGUUUUAAUAUCUCAGCACCCAAGAUAGGAAUGCCUGAUUUUAAUCUUGACCUCAAAGGCCCAGAAGUGGGAGGAGAUGUUGAUGUCCCUGAUGUCAAUCUUAAGGGUGACAUUAAGGGCCCUAAAGUUGACAUUGAGGGUCCUGAUAUAAAAGGAAGCAAGUCCAAGUUUUCGAUGCCUUCUAUUCACUUGCCCAAGAUACAGGCUCCUGACAUUGAUUUGAAUUUCAGAGGCCCAAAGGGUAAAGGCGACUAUGACAUUGAUGUGCCUUCUGGAACGGUGGAGGGAGAAAUCACUGCACCUAAAGUAGAUGUUGAUGUGGAUGUGCCAGGGGUUGACGUUGAAGGAGGCAGUGGAAAGUUCAGCAUGCCGAAAUUUAAGUUGCCCAAAUUCAACAUGGGUGGGUCGAAGGUGGAAGGGCCAGAUGUGGACAUUGAUGCCAAUCUUCCUGGGGCUGACAUUAAACUAUCUGGACCAAAGGUAGAAGGAGAUGUUGAACUGCCUGAUGUAGAUGUUGAUGUUGAAGGAGGGGGUAAAAUUAAAGGCCCAAGAUUCAAAAUGCCAGGAUUCAAUAUCUCAGCACCCAAGAUAGGAAUGCCCGAUUUUAAUCUGGACCUCAAAGGUUCUAGAGAAGGAGGAGACGUUGAUAUACCUGAUGUCAAACUGGAAGGUGAAAUUAAGGGCCCCAAAGUUGACAUUGAGGGUCCUGAUGUAAAAGGAAGUGGGCACAAAUUUUCAAUGCCUUCGAUUCAUUUGCCCAAAAUUCAGGCACCAGACAUUGAUUUCCAUUUGAAGGGUCCAAAGCUAAAAGGAGACUCUGACAUUGAUGUGCCUUCUGGACAGCUGGAGGGAGAAAUCAAAGGACCUAAGGUGGACUUUGAUGUGGACGUGCCAGGGGUUGACGUUGAAGGAAGCAGUGGAAAGUUCAGCAUGCCGAAAUUUAAAUUGCCCAAAUUCAACAUGGGUGGGUCGAAGGUGGAAGGGCCAGAUGUGGACAUUGAUGCCAAUCUUCCUGGGGCUGACAUUAAACUAUCUGGACCGAAGGUAGAAGGAGAUGUUGAACUGCCUGAUGUAGAUGUUGAAGGAGGGGGUAAAAUUAAAGGCCCAAGAUUCAAAAUGCCAGGAUUCAAUAUUUCAGCACCCAAGAUAGGAAUGCCCGAUUUUAAUCUGGACCUCAAAGGCCCAGAAGUGGGAGGAGAUGUUGAUGUCCCUGAUGUCAAUCUCAAGGGUGACAUUAAGGGCCCCAAAGUUGACAUUGAGGGACCUGAUGUAAAAGGAAGUGGGCACAAAUUUUCAAUGCCUUCGAUUCAUUUGCCCAAAAUUCAGGCACCAGACAUUGAUUUCCAUUUGAAGGGUCCAAAGCUAAAAGGAGACUCUGAUAUUGAUGUGCCUUCUGGACAGCUGGAGGGAGAAAUCAAAGGACCUAAGGUGGACGCUGAUGUGGACGUGCCAGGGGUUGACAUUGAAGGAGGCAGUGGAAAGUUCAGCAUGCCGAAAUUUAAAUUGCCCAAACUCCACAUAGGUGGGCCUAAAGUGCAAGGCCCAGAUGUGGACAUUGAUGCUGAUCUUCCUGAGGCAGAUGUUAAACUGUCUGGACCUAAGAUAGAAGGAGACGUUAAAAUACCUGAUGUAGAUGUAGAUGUUGAGGGAGCUGGCAAAAUCAAGAGGCCAAAGUUUAAAAUGCCCGGAUUCAGUAUGUCAGCACCCAAGAUGCCUGAUUUUAAUCUGGAACUCAAAGGUCCAAAUAUGGGAGGAGAAAUUAAAGGUCCCCAUGUGGGCAUUGAUGCCAGUCUUCCUGAAGCAAGUGGUAAGCUCUCUGGUCCCAAGGUAGCUGGUGUUGAAACUCCUGGUAUAGAUCUCGAUGCUGAAGGAGCUCCUAAAAUCAAAGGUCCAAAAAUCAAAAUGCCCGGACUUGAUAUCUCAGUACCCAAGAUAGGAAUGCCUGAUUUUAAUUUGGAGCUCAAGGGUCCAACACUGGGAGGCAAUGUAGAUGCCCCUGAUCUUAAUUUGGAGGGUGACCUCAAAGGGCCUGAGUUUGAAAUGAAAGGUCCCAAGGUAGAUAUUGUGGGGAAUGACCUUAACAUUGAGGGACCUGAUUUAAAAGGAAAUGAGCCUGAGUUUUCAGCGCCUUCAUUGGACAUUUCAGCUCCUUCUGCAGACAUGAAUCUUGACUUGAAAGGUCAAAAUUUGAAACACGCUGUUGAUAUUAAAUCUCCAGGUUUUGGUAUUGACAUUAGUGCACCUGAUAUAGAUAUAGGUGGUCAUGGAGCAGAUCUAAAAAUGCCAAAAGUAAAGAAACCAAAAUUUGGAUUUGGAGUUAAAGGACAAGGAGAUAUAAAUACUCCUUCUCUGGAUAUAACCGGUCCUGAUAUAGAUGUUAAUGUUGAUUCUCCAGACGCAAGUCUUAAAACUAAGGGGAAAAAAGGUAAAUUCAAAUUGCCUAAACUCAACAUCAAGUCAAAGAAAUCUGGAGGAGAUAUGAAGGUGACUGUUCCAAAGAGUGACCUAGAUUUAUCCAAGCCAGAUGUAGAUGUUAAAUCCCCAGAUCUAAAUGUAAGCCUUGGAUCAUCUGAUGGACAAUUAAAUGUUAAGUCAUCAAAAGUAAAGAAACCACGAUUUGGAAAAGUCAAGUUAUCAUUUCCAGAUGUUGAAUUUGAUUUGACAUCACCAAAAAUGAAAGGUGAGAUACCUACUGCAAAGGCUGAAGGUGAUUUGCAAGCACCUGAUGUUGAUUUUUCAUCUGAAGAUAUAAAAGGUCCCCAUGUUGACAUUAGAGCACCCGGAAUAGACGUCAAUACAGAUGCAAACCUUCAAGGACCUGGCUUUAAAGUAAAAGGCACCAAGUUAAAAUUUCCUUCAGUAAACAUCACAUCACCCAAAAUGGCUGAAACAGAUGUGGAUAUCAAUUUGAAGGGCACAAACCUAAAAGGUGAAGCAUCAGGAAAUGUAGAAGGCCCAACAAUUGGCAUAAAGAAACCAGAAAUCGAUUUGAUGUUGAUGCUCCAAAUGUUGACAUUGAAAAACCAGAAGGUAAAUUAAAAAUGAAAAUCAAGAAGCCAAAUAUUUCAGGACCAAAUAUAACCUAGAUACAUCAGGAGGUGACUUGAAGGCACCGGGUUUAGGAGCAACUAUUGAGGGCACCUGAUGUGGAUAUAAAUGCUGAUGGUAAAUUCAAAGGACCACAAAUUGGUAUUUCAGCAUCUGAUGUGGGGUUGAUUAAAGAAUCCACAACUCAAAAGCAGUAUCAACCUUCCCGGUCCAAAUAUCAAAGGAAACUUUAAAGGACAUGUGGAUGUGAAAGUUCCUGUUAUCGAUGCGGAUGAUGGAGAUUUUAACAUUAAAGGUGCAGAUGGAAAAGUAAAGAUGCCUCAGAUCAACAUUCCAAAAGCUGGUAUUAACAUUGCAGGAUCUGGAGUUUCUGCACCUGAUUUAUCUGGACCAAAGAUGGACAUUGACAUAAAAAGCCCUAAAAUAAACAUUGAAGGGCCAAGUAUGAAACUGAAUGGAGCGGACAUCAAUAUUGAUGGUCUGAAACAAAAAGGUCCCAGUGUUAAUUUAGCUGCACCAAAAACCAAUAUUGAAUUUUCUGGUGCAAAGGUUGAAGGAGGUGUGAAGACAAAUGCACCAGAUUUCAGUCUAGGUAGUCUAAGUGCUGAUGUACCAAAUUCUGAAGUGAAGAUCCCUUCACCUAAUGUGAAACUUGAUGUAAAAGGCCCUACAAUAAAAGGAGGCAUUGGAAUGUCUGGUUUAAAAGGCGAUCUGAAAGAUCCAGAAUUUGAUGCCAAGGCAUCUGAAGUAAGUGCAGGUGACAGAGCAGAAAAAAUCGAAUUAGAUGUUGCAUUGGACAAAAUGAAAAUACCUAAAUUUAAGCAUUCUCAAUUUAAAAUAAAAAGCCCAAAUUUAGAAGAGACAGAAAUGGCAGCAGAUGCCAGAAUUCCUGAAAUUCAGCUACAUGCUUCAGCUGCACAAGGUCCAGGUGUCAAUAUUAAAGGACCACAGGCUAGUUUAAACCUGCCGGAAGGAGAGGUGGAAAGCUCAGGGGUCAAAAUAAAAAAGGGUAGAAUUAAAAUGCCCAAAUUUAAUUUCUCCAAGUCUAAAGGGAAGAGUAGUUUUGAAGGAUUGGAAGGGGAUUUCAGCGCAUCUGGACCAAAGACUGAUAUUAAGGGCUCCAAAGGAAGCCUGGGUUUUGGUGACAUUGAGGUGGAGACAUCAGAGAUGUCAAUAGCUGGGAAAGAUUCUAGUUUGGACAUUAACACCUCCCCAAAAGGGAAGUCAGGAACAUUAGAUUUCUCUUUAUUUAAAGGCAAAAAGUCAGAACGUCACAGAUCAUCGUCUCUGAGUGAUGAGCAAGAACUUUCACCUUCUUCACCCAAGGGCAGAUUAGAAUUUGGAGAAGGGGUUGCAGGUGCAAAAGGCAAAAAGUCUAAGUUGAAAUUUGGAACAUUUGGAGGCUUUGGGGCUAAAUCAAAGGGCUCCUACGAGGUCACUCUCAAUGAAGGUGAAGCAGCAGUAGAGGGCAGUGGAAUCUCUCUAGUUUCCAAAAAAUCCCGUAUAUCCUCCACUUCUAGCAGUGAUAGCGGAUCUAAAGCAGGAUUGCGCCUUCCUAAAGUAGAACUAAAUAUCAACAAAAACAAAGAAUAACUAUGUAAAUAUACCUGAGUUACUGUAAAUAGAAAUUAACUGCAUUACUUUUUACUGAUAAGCCAAGGCAUGGAGAUCCAUUAGACUUCAUCUCUAUCUCAUUUGCAGGUCAAAAAUAGGAUGGAAUAUUUAAAGUGUUGAGUUUCUUUUCCUUUAAUGCGAGGGAUAGAACCCUAAGUCAGACUUGACCUGCGGAUAUUUCAGUACACUUCUGUAUCAGCUAAAAAUCAAACUAAAGUUCUAUUACUGAGCUGAGAGCAAUAGCUUACUAGCAGGAAAAAAUAAAACCUAUUUUGAUACAUUUUCUAUGUAGCAGUUUAUUAUUUUCAUAUAUUGGCAAAAUGGAGGUGUUAAGACAUUUAAUCACUGGUGCUCUCUCUGGCUUACUUUAUACAAUGGAGUUGCAGCUAAUGUAUGAGAGGUUUUACUGAAGUUUGAUUUCUUAAGAAAACAUACAGAGGAAGUGGUAGAGGAAGAGUUUAAGCUGUUUUUAGACAAAUACAUGAUACCCUACCCACACAAGGUGAAAUCUGGCAAAAUAAACUCAAUUUAUCGUGUCAUAAAUGAUUAUCAGAAUUCAGUAACAAUCAGUUUGGCCUGUAUCUUUUCUCUGUUAGUAGGAGAUGCAAUAAACAAACAAAAUUCUGUUCUGGGAGGCUUAAAUUCUUCAACUUUGUAAAUGUGUAAGUGUGGUCUGUGGAACUGGUUAGGGCGUAUUUCUACUGUGAAUUAGUACAUUAUCACCACCACCAUCGCUUCCCUAACCCACGCCACUCAUUUGUGGUGAUGAUGCUGCUGCUGUUGUAAUAAUCUUUUAUUCCCAUGUCCUUCUUCCACAAGAGUGAAUGAAAUUAGAAAACUACUCACUACUUAACAAUACGCAAAAUCAUAUAUCCAGUUUGGCUGCAUGUUAAAUUUCCCAUCUCCUCCCAGUCUUCUCAAAGCCACUCUACCUUCUAUCCCUAUAAUCCAGUGUGGCUCAGCUGAGAAGUGCACUGCCUCAUGUGAAACACAGCCUUGUGGAUGUUCAAGAUCUUAGAUUGGAUUGACCAGUCUGAGCCAAAUUAGCUGAUCAUGUAGGUGUGCUGAUGCAGGAGUCUGGAAUGUUCAAUUUCCUUGCAUUGUGAAGCACAAUAUGAGAGCAUAUCUUCCCUGCAUGCAUAAUGAAGUCUCACAGUAAAGCAACGCCUUGCUGAGUUCACAGAAAGCACCUAUUAUCCUUGUAACAUAAUAAGCAAUUUUCUUUUGUUAUGAAUGGCGAGAAUUGUGACUUUGCCAGAUUUUUUUCUUAUCAUUUCAUUGUUUCACUCAAAAAUGUUAAUAGAACUCUUCAUAAUUCUGUCUGCACUCUUGCGGCAAACAGUAGACGACGGGAAUGUAAGACAAGCGCGUACCUUGUAAAAAUCAAAUAAAUCGUUCAUUACCCUGAAA